AUGAAGGACAUCAUCUUCUUGCUGCUCCUAUUGCACUUACAGAGGGGCAGCAUUGGAUUUAACACACCAGGAAAGCUCUGGACCACAGCCCAGGGUGGUGAAAGCCAGACAAGACACUCAGACUUGACUCCAUCUCCAUCCACAAUUGUGGGGUCACCCCAUUCUGAGAUCCAAGCUGCCAAAGUGAGUGCCUCACAGGCACCUCCUUUUGCAUCUUCAGGCAAGACUCUGGGAAUGAAAGCCGUGAAGAAAACCUCCAAUCCUACAACCUUUAACCCUGCAAGCCAGUCAAAUGGACACAGUGAUGGUGACUCUGAGAAAAAUAACACAGCAAGCUCAUCUAGCAGCAAAGGGACAUCUCUACAGAGCAAUGCUAGAGAGGUCCCUCUCCAGCAAGAGGUCACUACAAGCCAGGAUACAGCUACAGGGAACAGAUCUCUCAAGCAGUCAUUGCCCAGCACUGGUAUCACCAGCACCCAGAAGGAUGGCAACUCCAAAACAUCAGGCUUGGAAACUACCAGGGGAAAAAACUGGUGUGCCUAUAUCCAUAGCAGACUCUUGCCUACAGUGGUAGUGGACAACGUGGAAACCUUCUCAUCAGGCAGAGCGAAGCCUUGCACUUGGCAUAUUGGAUCCUGUGCUCAGAGGUCCCAGACAACAACACACCAAGCCUACAGAAUCAAACAUAAAAUACUAACAUCACUGGAGUGGAAGUGCUGUCCUGGGUACAGUGGGCAAAACUGCCAACCCAAAGCUCAAGAACAACAAUCACUUAUACACAGCAACCUGGAUGAAAGCAGCAGAACUGUCAGCGAGAGGACACCAGGAACUCCUCAGGACCCCAGUGGGCCAGCACUUACACAAAAAAUGAAUGAGAAGAUUAGCAGCCAGGAGAUGAAACUGACUUUUCUACAGAAGAAGGUUGACAGCAUUGCUUCUGCGAUGAAUGAUGUGAGCAAGAUGCUUUCUUCUCUGGAAGGCAAAAUCAAUGAAGAUAAGGGCAAAGACUUCCAGUCUUUUCUAAAAGGUCUCAAAUCCAGAAACAUUAAUGAAUUAGUCAAAGACCUUGUCAAAGAGCACUUUAAAGCAUUUCAAGGUGAAAUGCAAGAGAGCAUGGCUCAAAUUUUCAAGGCUGUGUCUAGUUUGUCAGAUGAUCUUGAAAAUACAAAAGAAUUAGUCAAGCGUCUGAAUGAAACCCAACAAAAAUUUGCUCAGGAGAAAGACAGUGGGCCAACAAAGCUUGACAUUCUGGAGCUAAAGAGUCAUAUGGUGCAGAUGAAAGAGGAAAUGACCCUCACUUGUGACAAGCCUAUGAAAGCUUUACAAGAAAAGCAGAAAUCCUUGGAAGAUAACUUGGAGCAUCAACAAUCAAGAAGUGUCAUUUAUUAUGAAUCUUUAAAUAGGAGUCUUACUGAAAUGAAAGGUGCUCAUGAACAGCUAUUAUUAGCUGAACUGUCUUCAAGCCAAAACAUCCCUUCAGCAGAUAAAGUCACGGAGUACAAUGUUACAGAGUACAUGUUCACAUUGCAUGAGAAAGUAAAGAAACAAGGCAUGAUGGUGCUGCAGAUCUAUGAUGACCUAAGGGUCCAAGAUAGCAAGAUCAGCAAUCUCAGUGUUGCACUGGAAAUUCAGAGGCAGUCUGUUCUGGGGGUCUGUGAUAACAUGUUGUCAGAGAGCAGAAGGGAUUUCCAAACACAGCUGGCAGCAGCUCAAGAGAAUGUGCUUGUCCUAAACAAAAGUCUCUCUGACCUGGUUCUUCCAUUGGACAAUAAGAUGGACAAAAUGAAUGAGCAAAUUAAUGAUUUGUGCUAUGAUAUGGAGAUCCUUCAACCCUUGAUUGAACAAGGGGUUCCUUUUAGUCUGACUUCAGAGUAUGAGCAACAAAUCAAAACUGAAGAAAUCAGUGAGAAGCUUGAAAACCUCACUACUGUCAUUAACAGAAUGAGUUCUGCAAUCAAGGAGCUUUCCAAAACUCAAGAAGGACUUGAAAAUGAAUCUCAAGCUUAUCAGGAACUGUUUGAGAGUCGUGUUAAUGAGUGCUCCAUGGAACUAGAAGAUGGGUUAAACAAGACCAUGACAGUAAUAAACAGUGCUAUCGAUUCUAUUCAAGAUAACUAUGUACUGAAAGAUAUGCUACGUGUUCUAAGAAAUGAGACUGAUGUCUGCUGUGGCAGAGCUGAGAAACUGGUCAGCCUCCUGGCUUUCAUUCCCCAAUUCCAACAGUUGAAUGAAUCCCUCCAGACACUGCUCCUUGGUAAGAAGUAUGAGUUCACUUCACAAGUAGUGCCACCCCUUUCUGAUCUUCCAUACGAGGAGUCUGACAAAAGUAUCCUCCACAAUUUCAGAAGAGUUUUCUAUAUUUUAAAUGAUACAUUCUCAAAAGUGGACAAUCAACAACAAGAUAUCAGCCACCUGAAAGAAAAACUAUUUGACUCUGUGGAGGAAUCAAGGGACCAUGAGGUUCGCCUUCUGAAUGUGGAGUCAAAAAUUUCCAAGUUUUUGGCAAACAACUGUGUCCCACUGAAAAAAACCAAAGCUGCCUCGACAGAGAAAGAACUAGUGGUCUCACUUCAGCUCCAGACGCUGAGUUCCAGGAUCAAGGCCCUGGAAGCCAAGUCGAUCCACUUCUCAAACACCAUUCCAUUCCUGAACAAGACUGCUCAUGAGGCCUGGGGGCUGUGUCAGGAUACAAACAACAGCAUCCAAAAAGUGAAUGCGAGUAUACCUCUGCUAAUGAAACCUGCUCAGCCAGAUAUCCACCUGCUGCAGAGAGGCCUCAAAGAGCUCAUUGAAUCUGUGCUUGAAAUAAAAGCAGGAACCAUCUUGACAAAUUUAACCCAGCGUGUUGAUGUAUCGGUGGCAAAUGCAAUGAACAACAUCACCAAACUUCAGAAGCAGGUGAAACCGGUUAUAAAGAAACCAGCCCCAGCAAAAAAAGGAGCAGCAAAUGUAACCAUGGGCCUGGCAAGCCGAAGUCAGAGAAACACAGAUAAUACUAUAGAACCAGGGCAGUAUUCAGCUUGUGUCAGUUCCCCAUGCCACAAUGGAGGAACCUGUAUCAAUGACAGACAGAGUUUUAUUUGUGCUUGUCGCCACCCCUUUGGAGGAGUCAACUGCAGCACGAAGUUGGUGAACGACAAUUCUCUGAGUGUCGAUUUUUCAAAAGGAUCAUACAGAUAUGCACCUAUGGUGGCUUUUUUUGCCUCUCAUACGUAUGGAAUGAUGACUCCCGGACCCAUCAGGUUUAACAAUCUGGAUGUCAACUACGGAGCUUCAUUUGCCCCAGCAACCGGGAAGUUCCAUGUUCCAUAUCUGGGGGUCUAUGUUUUUGAAUAUACCAUUGAAUCAUCUAGUCCACGUGCCUCUGGCUAUCUGGUCAUUGAUGGAAUAGACAAACUCACUUUUCAGGCUGAAAAUAUUAAUAGUAACAAGUACACUGACAGAGUAAUUACUGGGAAUGCUUUAUUAGAGUUAAAUUAUGGUCAAGAAGUUUGGCUCAGGCUGACAACUGGCUCUAUACCAGCCAAGUAUCCACCAGUAACUACGUUUAGUGGUUACUUGUUAUAUCGUACCUAA
Haliaeetus leucocephalus (bald eagle) is the source of this 3576-nucleotide messenger RNA. RefSeq names its product multimerin 1 (gene MMRN1). Lineage: Eukaryota; Metazoa; Chordata; Aves; Accipitriformes; Accipitridae. Gene Ontology annotation, molecular function: extracellular matrix constituent conferring elasticity; protein binding. Bases 1 to 3576 code for a protein of 1191 amino acids. The record is from RefSeq and is a predicted model, not a curated record. The transcript has 8 exons.